AUGGCAACGAAUCCCAACUCUCGCGCAGCGAAAGGUGACUUGGAGAGAGCGGAAAUGGAAAGCAAGCAAUGUGAUUUCGGGCCUACCACGGGGCUUGUACGAGGAAUCACAUUUAAGAUACUACCACUUUGCAGCUUCUUACUCAUCAUAUUCUCAGCCGGUGUCAUCCUGAUCUCGAAAUUUUCGUUCAAUAAACCACUGCCACACCAGGCGGCGCUUAUCAUAUCAAUUAUACUCCUGAUUUUCUUCGUGCUCUUCAGCUUCGGAUGGUUACACCUUCAUUAUCGAAAAUCGCUAUCUCAUGCUAGCGAUCGUUGGAAUCCUACAGGCCCCCCACGGCACAAUUCCGACGAUGGUCUCGGAGGGAAUCUAAUACGCACGGACACGCUUCAAGGCCAAGCACCUAGCCCUAGUGAAUACAGGAAGAGUAUUCAAGAGCAAGAAAAUAUAGCUCGAAGUCAGGAAAUGGUUCAUGAGUUGAGGGAUCCAAGCCACCAUGCAGUGCAACAUAACCAACAAUAUAGUAAUGGAAGCGCUCAAAUACCACCCUCAAGCCCAGCGCGACUCGGCUACUCUGAAGCCGCCAUAUCUCCCAAUAGCAUACUAUGCAAUGGGGUUACAAACGCUGAUUCAACAUCCGUACCCCAGUGCGAUCAAGCAUAUGCUUACAAAGAUACGCAAAAUCCUCAGAAGAGUCCACCAGUCCCGGUACCAGGGGGGGACUUGGCUCAGCCCCCUCCAGCGGCGAUGAUUAAAAUGCACCACUCGAUAGAUCCGAGCCACUUGUGUAUUCCCAAAACACGGCAACAAGUCAAGGGACCGAGAGACAUGCCUAGGCACAACGCCUCCAGUCGCAACAGCGACGCCCUCAAACCACCAUUGCCAACACCGGCAAACUCAGGAGGAGUGGGAUCUCAGCAACCGCAGACCGUACAAUUAGCGCCACAAGCUAUAAAUAAAUUGUCAAAACUGCCGACUCGAGGAGGGGAGAGGCAGGGACCCGAUCAUAAGCGCGAAGGCCCCCAAUCGCCUGGAUGUCGCGCAAAGAGUCUGAAGAUGAUAACCCUAGAAGGAAACAAAGCGGACGCAGUCCGUCGGAGAUUCUCCUUCGAGCUCAGCAGCGCAAAAGACAGCGUCAAUGAAGAUGAGAUACUGCGAGCAACACCUAGGGAAAUCCCUGGAUUCAGGCCGCGACACCCCUCUGCGGUCCCAGAGCCGCUGAAGCUAGUCUCUAAGAAGGAGCGCGUAGAUAUGAGGCAAGGCGAGGAUGAGCGCCCCGCUACUCACGAUGUAAUGGAGAUGCAGCCGCAGCCGCCACCAAUCGCAUAUGAAAUACCCAGGGAAGAGGAUGUAAGAGAAGAGUCCUUACAGGGAGGUCUUGGUCGACGACGACCGCGGAUCCCUCGGCGAAGCAGUAGUCGGAAACACCAAUAA
Molecule: messenger RNA, 1434 nt
Organism: Xylaria bambusicola
Lineage: Eukaryota; Fungi; Ascomycota; Sordariomycetes; Xylariales; Xylariaceae
Exons: 4
Coding region: 1-1434 (477 amino acids)
Source: RefSeq, a predicted model, not a curated record